This is a messenger RNA of Trematomus bernacchii (emerald rockcod), 5455 nucleotides long. RefSeq names its product Rho guanine nucleotide exchange factor (GEF) 10 (gene arhgef10). Gene Ontology annotation, molecular function: guanyl-nucleotide exchange factor activity; protein binding. The record is from RefSeq and is a predicted model, not a curated record. Gene Ontology annotation, biological process: positive regulation of stress fiber assembly; actin cytoskeleton organization; mitotic spindle assembly. Bases 235 to 4626 code for a protein of 1463 amino acids. The transcript is spliced from 30 exons. Gene Ontology annotation, cellular component: centrosome. Lineage: Eukaryota; Metazoa; Chordata; Actinopteri; Perciformes; Nototheniidae.
GCAUCGAAGAGAGUAAAGUUAAAAGAAGGACACUGAGCGAGCACUGGAUGUGUUUUGAUGUGUUUUAAGUUGUGAAGAAGUCAGAAAUGCACCACGUUUAACACUUGCUCCCUGUUUAUGCGAAAGGAUAAGGUUUUUUUCUGGAAAAAAGUCAUAAAAUGGAACUUGUGUUGGCGUAGUUGAUCCGCUUAAUGCUGCUGUCUGAAGAGCUUGUGCAGGAGAAGAGCAGCAAGCAUGGACGUGGAAGACUUUCCUCCCCCACCUCCUGAAAUGUUGGCAGACAAUGUUCCCCAUCUUGCUGAUGAAGAGGAGGGGGAAGCCUUCGACUUUGAUGACAGUGGUGAUGAUGUCCCUGAGGCUGACCGCCCACCCCCUCCACCUCCAGCUCCUCUACCCCCCAGCAGUACUGAUCAGAAUCAGGACAUGACAGUGGUUAGUCCCCCUGAGGGGCAUCUACCCAGCCCAGACCCCCCAGCACCCUCCAUCACACCCCACACAGCUCCAUCAUCAGCAGAGGAACCAGUUGCUGCAAGCGCAUCCUCCACAGCAGGUGGUGGAGCAGCAGCAGGAGGAGAGUGGACAUCUGCUGCAGAGGGGGCUGAUGACAUGGAGACAGAUUUACCACCCCCUCCACCCCCUCCUCUUGAUGAUGAGGCAGAGACAGACCCUGGAAGAACAGGCAGCGAAGGCCCGGACGCGUCCCUCGAUGACGCUCACCCUCCAGAGGGCGUCCCCGAGUCCUCCUCUAAGGGCAAAGUCAACCCCUACUCUGUGAUUGACAUCAACCCUUUCCAACUGCAGCAGCUUGAGCCGCAGCAGGGACCCUCCCCUCCAGUGGAGCCCAAGGAGCGGGAAGGGGACGUCCAGGAUAUCCUCAGCACCCCCGCUGGCAUCACUUCAGGAUACUCAGUCCCAGUGCCCUGCGGCUAUGCUACGCCCUCAGGAGUCCCGCUCAUCACACCGGCUUACACCACACCCGUCAUCAUCAGACACCUCUCCACGGACGAGGAUGUCACUGUGGUUGGGACUGGCAGCACCGCUGUUGACGGUGUUUUCAGUGAGGAACAUCCACCUAUCAGAGAAGAGGAUGCUUUGGCUAAAUGGGCUUCUGAUCCUGCCAACACUGCAUGGAUGGAAAAUCCAGAUGAGGUGAUUUACGAUGACGUGCCCAGAGAGAACUCUGACUCCAACACAGAUCCAGAUGAGAUGAUCUAUGAUGACGUGGAGUUUGGGGAGGAGGGAGGCUGCGGCAGCUCCCUGGACAACGGCUGGAGCUCCAGUGAGUUUGAAAGCUACGACGAGGCCAGCGACGGGGAAGGUCGCGCUGAGAACGGCCUGCCCCACGCCUUCAUGAGAGGAAAGCCCCCCCAGAAGAAAACCCAUCUCUCUGAAGAUCUGACUCGUUUGAAAGAUCACUAUGAGAAAAAGAUGAAAGAUCUAAUGGCAAAUACAGUGGGAACGGUAGAGCUGCAGCAGUUAAAACAGAAACACGAGCAGAAGAUGCAAAAGCUGGUGAAGGCAGCUAAAGAAGGGACCAAAGAUGGACUGGAGAAAACCAAAGCUGCAGUGAAGAAGGGACGCUCUUUCAUCAAAACCAAGUCAUUCUGUCACGAGAGGAAGUCGACCUGUUUUGAGGAUGAAGAGUCUGAACUCUUCAUCGAGGUGGACUGCUUCAAUGUUGAGCCAGUGCUGAGUCCAGCCCCCGAGGGUCUGUCACAGCAACAGCUGGUGAGAAGAUGUAUACUGGAAUCGAUAUUGGAGAGUGAGAAGAACUAUCUUGAAGCACUGAAAAGGAUACUAGAGCAAUACGAGAAGCCCCUGUCAGAUCUUGAGCCGAGGCUGCUGAGCGACAGGAAACUGAAGAUGACCUUUUAUCGUGUGCGUGAGAUCCUGCAGUCCCACUUCCUGUUCCAAAUUGCCCUGGCGAGCCGAGUGGCGGAGUGGGACAGCCUGGAAAUGAUUGGGGAUGUCUUUGUUGCAUCGUUCUCAAAGUCCAUGGUGCUGGAUGCCUACUGUGAGUAUGUGAACAACUUCAGCACUGCAAUGGCAGUGGUUAGGAAGACGUGUGCCGCCAAACCUGGCUUCCUGGAAUUCCUCAAGCAUCGCCAGGAGACCAGCAGUGACCGGAUGACUUUGUACGGCCUGAUGAUGAAACCUAUCCAGAGAUUCCCACAGUUCAUUCUGCUCCUUCAGGACAUGUUGAAGAACACCCCAGUGGGUCACGCUGACCGGCUGCCCCUGCAGAUGGCCCUGACUGAACUGGAGACGCUGGCAGAGAAACUCAACGAGAAGAAGAGGGAGGCCGACCAGCGCUGCGAGAUCCGUCACAUCGCAAAGGCCAUGAACGAGCGCUACCUCAACAAGCUUCUGAGUAACGGCAGCCGCUACCUGAUCCGCUCAGACGACAUGGUGGAGACGGUCUACAAUGAGCGUGGUGAAAUCAUCAAAACGAAGGAGCGACGCCUCUUCCUGCUCAACGAUGUCCUCAUGUGUGCCACGCCCAAUAUCCGAUGUCAGGAUGGCAGCGGGAGCAGCAGUGGCAAUGCCCCCCCCGACCAGAAGUUCCUCCUGAAGUGGAGCGUGCCUUUGAGCUUCGUGGACGUGCUAGAGUUUGGAUCCAGCGAGGACAUGGCCGAAAAUACCCGCUACACAACACCUCAUUCUGGGGAGAAGGUGGUCAUCAACGCCAAGCCAAAUAAGCUGUACAUGGGCCCCGGUCAGUUGUACCAAGAUCUGCAGAACCUGAUCCAUGACCUCAGUCUGGUGAACCAGAUCUCCACCAUGAUCAGCAGCCUCAAAGGAAACUACCAGAAUGUAAACCCCACAGUGGCCCAGGAUUGGGUGUCAGGUCUCCAGAGGCUGAUACUGAAGAAGGAGGAGGAGAUCAGAGCAGCUGACCGUUGUAGGAUCCAACUCCAGCUGCCCGGAAAACAUGACAAGUUGGGUAAACCCACUUACUUCAGUGCAGUGUUCAACACCCUCAGCCCGGCCAUCAAACAGUCAUGGAUCAGCAACCUGCAGAUGGCUAAGCUGGCUCUAGAGGAGGACAACCUGCAGGGCUGGUUCUUCGCCGAGGAAGAUGGGAAUCAGAUCAAAAAGCAGAAACACCCUCUUUUGCUUCGGCAAAUGCCUGUGGUCAUGUCAAAGCUGCAGGAGUUCAAGGUGGAAUGUGCCGUUCAUAAUCCAGAGCCCCACAUCAACACAGAGAGCACAGCUGAUACUCCGGUCGUGGGCCAUGGCUGUGUCUGGGUUGCGAGUUGCACCAACCAGAUGGGCCAGAUAUCCAUCGUGGCCAUGCAGAGCUCCAACCCUAAGGUGACUGAGUGUUUCAACGUGGAGUCCCGUAUCCUCUGCAUGACCUUCGUCCCUGCUGAGCAGCCUCAGGAGAACGGAGAGAAGGUUCCAGAAAAGAACUGUGUCCCUGCAGCGAAGGCCAGUGAGUCCCCCAGUGUCUGUCUGGGCAUGGAGGAGGGCAGUAUCAUUGUGUAUAAGAGCAGCCAGCGAUCAAAGAAAGUGCGCCUGCAGCAUUUCUUCACCCCGGACAAGUCCACCGUCACCAGUCUAGUGUAUAAGAAACACUGUCUGUACGUCGGCCUGGUCAGCGGCUCUGUGGCCGUCUACUCCAGAUCACAAGAUGGUUUGUGGAGCCAUGAGAAGCCUAAGGUGCUGAAACUGGGAAUCCUGCCAGUGAAGGCCAUGCUGGCAGUGGAGGAGCACCUCUGGGCUUCAUCAGGUGGACAGGUCUUCAUCAUCAGCACCCUCACACACUCCAUAGAGAGGCAGCUGGAGGCCCACCAGGAGGAGGGCAUGGUGGUGUCCCACAUGGUGGUGGCCGGGGUCGGCAUCUGGAUCGCCUCCAGCUCCGGCUCCACUCUGCGCCUCUUCCACACCGAGACCCUGGAGCACCUGCAGGACAUUAACAUCGCCACACCUGUUCACAAUACCCUGCCUGGGAGCCAGAGAGUGUCAGUGAGCAGCCUGCUGGUCUGUCAUGGUCUGCUGCUGGUGGGGACCAACCUGGGGGUCACUGUGGCCCUCUCUGUCCCCCGACUGCAGGGCAUCCCCAAGGUCACAGGGCGGGGCAUGGUGUCCUUACACGCUCACAACGGUCCGGUGAAGUUCCUGAGCGUGGCUGCUGCGGUGUGUAACCGGCCCUCUGGCCCUGCAUCAUCCAACCCCCCCACCUCAGUGCAGCCAGCAGACACAGAGGAUGGGGAGACCUCACAGCCCCCCCCAGACUCAGCCACGUCUCCCCCUCAGGGACGCGGCGUGUGGUUGGGGGAGGCGGGCUGCACCUCCAUGGCUCUCCAGGACUCCAUGUCCUCAUCCUGCAGCUCCUUGGCUCCGUCCCAGGGCUCCCUGGAGCACGGGCCGGAGGACGGGGCCCUCUAUGAUACGCUGCACGACCCGGCCCACCACCUGAGGGGCCGCCGGGCCAGCAAGGUGGACGUCAGCUCUCUGCUGGUGGUCUCCGGAGGGCUGGGCCACCGCAGGGUCAACAAGAAGACCAAACAGUCUCGCCAUGACGACACCACCUCCACCAUCAUGGUCUGGCAGAUCCCCCUACUCAACAUGUACCAAAGCACCUCGGUCAGAGCAGCGCUGCACACUCACAAGGAGAUCUGACGUUACAUUUCACAUUAUGGAUGGAUCAAAACUGAAACCAGGAGUCCAUCACACACUCCACAAUACUCUGAGGAUGUUUCUAAUGAUGUCUAAAAAACUAAGGAUCAAUAUAACCACUCAAUCAUGAUGCUUCAUGAGCAAACAACUCCCCACAGGCCAGUCAGAAGUUAUACUGUAUUUGUUAUGCUUGUUUAAAAACACUGAAAGGUCUUUAUUUUCACCCUCUGAUAAAGUUGUUGUUCUGUAACAUGGCUAACACAUCCUCCACAGUGUUUGUGCCAUACAGUGGACUGUGUAGGACUGCAGUAUUCACAUCAGUGUUGAAAAGAAAGGAGACUUCCUCCUGCUUGAAAGGCGUGUACGGUAACGAUGGCGCUUUGAAUCUGUUACAUUAAGGUUUUAUUAAGAUUGGGAUUAGGUUUGAGUAAAGGAAGAGUUGUAAAUAUGAAGUAUGACAACUCAGGAUCACCUGUUUUGGAGUCAGAGGAAGGUUCUGUGUUUAUAUGGAAUCAAAUCCUGUUAUUAUUGGACCAGCUUGGUGCUCGUACCAUUCUGUUACCAGAGGGAAGGGAUUUAAAGAAGGUGAAAUAUUGAUGACUGAAUUAGUUUGGGAAGGCUUGAUGAGAAUCACUGGCUGGCCAGGUUUCUGUUCAUAAAGGCACAAAAGAGUUGUUAUCACUAGGAGAGAUGUUUCCCCCCCAAUGUAUCCCCCCUUUUUGUCUCACAUAAGAAUAUUUAAAAAAAGAAAAAAAGCUUUAUACUUUUGUCACAGUUUGUUUGUACUUCUGUAAUGUUUAUUAACAAAUUCAUAAACUCUUUUAUUGAAAAA